AUGAGCUCAGCCAUCUGCAUGCUAGAUCCUCAUCCUCUUGAUUUCUUUCGGAAUUCGGCGGGGGAGAAUGGGAUCGGCAAGAAGUCGAUCACGUUUUGCAACAAUCUUCAAAGAGGCUAUGGAGUCUUUUUGAUGAUCCCUCUGAAAGGCACUUUAAACUAUGGAAUGGGAGCAAACAUUGGGCAACUAAUUGUCAUUGUCAUCAUCACCAUCACCAUCACCAUCACCAUCACCUUCAUCUAUUACAUUCACUCACUCUCCCAAACUAAACUAUUUCAGCUAAUGAAAUCUCUUGCACUAUUUUUUUUCCUCUCCCAACAGCGGCUGACCAAACAUACCAAAUUUGUACGGGACAUGAUCCGAGAAGUGUGUGGUUUUGCGCCGUAUGAGAGACGAGCAAUGGAGUUGCUCAAAGUCUCCAAAGACAAGAGAGCUCUGAAGUUCAUAAAGAAAAGGGUAGGGACUCACAUUCGUGCCAAGAGGAAGCGUGAAGAACUCAGCAAUGUCCUGGCAGCAAUGAGGAAAGCCGCAGCCAAGAAGGACUGAAUUCUGCAUCCUGGUUCCAAAUAAAGCUUAUUUCAGAAGCCCA
Molecule: messenger RNA, 589 nt
Organism: Thamnophis sirtalis
Lineage: Eukaryota; Metazoa; Chordata; Lepidosauria; Squamata; Natricidae
Source: RefSeq, a predicted model, not a curated record